Molecule: messenger RNA, 465 nt
Organism: Atta colombica
Lineage: Eukaryota; Metazoa; Arthropoda; Insecta; Hymenoptera; Formicidae
Exons: 2
Coding region: 1-465 (154 amino acids)
Source: RefSeq, a predicted model, not a curated record
AUGUCCUCAAGAAACAUUUCUUCAGAGCGUCGCUCGAAGUCCAUACUCAACAGAAAAAAACCCGUAUCCGCAGGAACGUUGCCGCAAAAGACGCGGUCUUCGAAGAACGAGGACAUUGUAAAAAGUUGCGCGACAAAGUCACGAGGUCUUCGCGGGCGGCGACUUCUUUCGCGAAGAGAAAAUAAAAUGUGCGAUGACGCGAAACACAAGGUUCGCUUAUCCGACGAGACCAGCGUCGCCAGCGCGGGCAACAAUGAUCUGAUUUACAUUUUACGGAAAGAGAUACACGACUGGAGAGUAUCCGAGCAAUUAACGGACAGAUUUGAGCGCGAUUAUUGUCUUAUUGAAGAUGAAAUGGAGAAGAGUUCCAUUCAAGAAAAUCGUGAGACAAUCAAGGAUUUAUCAGAUGUUCUCCAGGAAUUACCGAGUUCUAUUGCCAUUGAUCAUUUAACGCGACGAACGUGA